AUGUCUCAAAAUGAUUUUAAAGAUUUUUCUGCAAUAGAGCAAGAUAUUACAAUAAAAAAUCUAAAAAUAACACAAGCAAUGUGGUUGAAAUUGACAGCUGAUGCUCCUAAUCAUGUAAAUAUUCGUGAAAGUCACAAUACACUGAGACCAUGGACAUUCCAUCAAAUACGUAAAAACGACUUUAAAGAUAAUACUUUAUCUAUUAAAGAUUUACCACUAGUCUACGAAUCCCCAGUGGCCUUAACAAAAGAAAAGAAAAAAGAUCUUUUAGACAUGUGCAAGUAUAUGCCUCAACAAUACAGUGACUUCUAUACUUCAUUACCAGGAUAA
Macrosiphum euphorbiae (potato aphid) is the source of this 330-nucleotide messenger RNA. The record is from the annotation of a GenBank genome assembly. Lineage: Eukaryota; Metazoa; Arthropoda; Insecta; Hemiptera; Aphididae.